Diaporthe amygdali is the source of this 1683-nucleotide messenger RNA. RefSeq lists its product as uncharacterized. The transcript has 2 exons. The record is from RefSeq and is a predicted model, not a curated record. NCBI's taxonomy places the organism in Eukaryota, Fungi, Ascomycota, Sordariomycetes, Diaporthales, Diaporthaceae. Bases 1 to 1683 code for a protein of 560 amino acids.
AUGAGCGUCAGGAACCUCAGGGCCAUGUUCGAGAACAAGACGCAGGAAAGUCCGCCCGAGCGAGGGCGAUCACCUGCUGGCACCGAAUCCCCUCGUCCCCUUUCCAAGGUCCGCACAAGCUUCGUGGCAAUCGAGAAGGACGGUCGCAUAGGCCUCCAGCAACGGAACCCAAGCGAAGCCUCCAGUAUAUCUGGGAGAAAGCUCAGUGGUGAUACCGAAGCAACGUCUUCUGUCCAGCUAGAAAACACCAGCACAGAUGUCUCUUCUGCGACCAGCCGACCAGAGCUCAACCGGGGCCCACCCCGCGCCUCCUUCCACACCUCACCUCCCCCACCAGAUCCCGCAUCCAAGUCAGGAGACAGACCAUCACCGCCUGCCGAGCCCCCAACCUCCGGGACCCUCAUCUCCGGGGCUCACCGGGAAGUCGCCAGCCUUGCCGGCAGCAGCGCCCCUAAAGGUCUCGCCGAGUCUCCGCAAAUUAAAGAAAACCAAACUCCCGGUGGCAGGAAAUCCGAUCAAGGCAGUCAAGCUCGGAAAGCGGGCCAGAGUCAAGCUUCUGGUGACAAAGGUCAAGGUCAAGCUGCUGCACCCGAAAGUGUCCACAAAAACAGUAACGGCAUCAGUGCCGGUGGAAGCACCGGUGGAAGCGCCGUCGGGAUCGCCGUUGGGCGCACCGUCGCAGCCACGACUGUAAACGGAGCCGACAAGACGAAGGGAGCGAAGCCGGCGGCAGCAGCAGCACCCGCACCAGCAGCACCAGCACCAGCACCUAUCAGCAAGAUAACAAAUACCAACGCUGUGAAGUCACCCGACCCGGCACCGCAACCAAAAGCUGCCAGUAAACCAACCAACGCGACGUCUCAUCCUCCAACGACACCAAAGGCUGGGAAACCAGCUGCCGAAAAGAAAGCCGCACCAGCCAGUGUCUCUCCUGGCGGCUUCGUCAAACCCAGGCCAAAGUCGCCUACACGCCCUGUCAAGCUGCCUGCCAGCCUCACUACCCACACUGCUGCCUCCGGAUCCAGGACCAGAACUUCUGGCAGCGCUCCUCCUUCCUCUCACGAGAACCUAGCCCGCUCCACAAGCCGAUCAAAAGCGUCAGCCAAAGCACUUCAGAGGUCAUCCUCGGCGGCAAGCAGACAACGGCCCAGCAUCGGACCUCCACCCAAGCAACCUGCCAAGGACCAUCCAGUUGUGAAGAAAGACGCUAGGGUCGAUGAAGGGUUCCUUGCAAGGAUGAUGCGACCUACCCAGUCGAGCGCCUCCAAGGUGAACGAAAAAGUGCCAGUGACGCCUCCGAGAAGACCAGCAGCAGCCCCCAAGAAAUCUGCAAGUGCAAAGUCUGUCACGACUAGGAGGCCGGUAUCCAAGACAACCUCUGCAACAACCUCUGCAGCUCCAAGUCCUGAGAGAACGAAGAAAGAAUCUUCUGCAGACAGAGAUAUUGCAACAGUGAUUGAGAAAAUGUCUAUUGCGGAGAACGUUCAGGAGACCCCCAAGACUCCUGAACGCGAAGCCACAAUAAUGGAGGAAAUGGAGGAGGAGAAAUCUGGAGUAAUCCCCAUGGCCUCGGCCGCACCUGAAGCCUCCAAUGAACCGGAGGUCGAGGAAGCGGAGGCACCUUUGGUCAAUGGUACUCACAAGGAAGACACAACAGCUCAGCCGGAACAGGAAGAGUGGUGA